Pelobates fuscus (common spadefoot toad) is the source of this 2547-nucleotide messenger RNA. RefSeq names its product vomeronasal type-2 receptor 116-like. Gene Ontology annotation, molecular function: G protein-coupled receptor activity. NCBI's taxonomy places the organism in Eukaryota, Metazoa, Chordata, Amphibia, Anura, Pelobatidae. Gene Ontology annotation, biological process: G protein-coupled receptor signaling pathway. The record is from RefSeq and is a predicted model, not a curated record. The coding region runs from base 1 to 2181 and encodes 726 amino acids. The transcript is spliced from 5 exons. Gene Ontology annotation, cellular component: plasma membrane.
AUGUCACAUAUAGUUUCUUUACCCAAAAUUCCCACCUCAUCCAAACUUUCACAAGUGUUCAUCUCCAACAUCAGACUUCAUGAAUUAAACAAAGAUUCAAAAAUAUUACCUAACAUUACUCUUGGAUACCAUGCGUAUGAUUCAUGCUCCAAUGGACUGAAAGCUGUAAAGAGUGUCCUACAGAUCUUAUCUGGACCAGGAAAGACCAUCCCAAAUUACUCCUGUAGUAAAGAAGGGCAGCUGGCUGGAGUUAUUGGAAAUCAUUAUUCAACUACGACAAUACCCAUAGCACAGACCUUGGGCAUAUACAAGUAUACACAAAUCAGCUAUGGUGCAACCAACUACCUAUUAAGUGAUAGAGAUACUUACCCAGCAUUUUUUCGGACUAUGCAAAAUGAUCAUAUUAAUUACUCUGUCAUAUCCAAGCUACUGAAAUACUUUGGAUGGACUUGGGUUGGAUUAUUUGCUUCUGAUGAUGACAUGGGAGAGGAAGAAACACAGAUUUUGACCAACAAUAUGCUGAGAGAAGGCAUCUGUGUGGCUUUCACAAUAAAAGUAGACAUCCCCACUUUUAUUUCUAAACCAGUAAGUCAAAAGAUCAUCAAUACUAUUACAAAAUCAACUGCACAGGUUAUUGUCAUUACUGGAUCCCUGUCUGUCUAUGUAGCAUUUAGAUUCCAAAUAAUGAUGACACUACUCCAAUCUAAAACAUUUAUUUUUGGUCCUAUUUGGGCUUCACAUCAGUUCACACUUUAUAACAAGCCAUUACUACUGAAUGGCAGUUUAGCAAUUGAAUAUAACACAAAGAAUAGUUUAGAGCUUGAUGAUUUUAUUAGGAAUGUCCAUCUCUCAAACUACCCUAAUGACAUGCUACUUGAUGAUCUCUGGAUAUAUCAUUUUAAAUGUUCUUCAAGAAUACCAAGAAAAAAUAUAUUUUUUGAAACACAUUUUUACUUCAAACUUCAUAACUGCACUGGUGAAAAGAAUGACUUAAAUCAUGUUCAAUUUAGUUUUGAUGGACUUACUUCUCAUGUAACUCAGGCAGUAAAUGUCAUGGCUGAUGGACUACAUAAGAUGGAUUUAUCCCUGAAAGCACAUUCUCAUGAAAAGAAAAUUCAGAUUAUGAAUAAUAAACAUCAGAUUCCGAUUUCUCAAUGCACUGAUAGCUGUCCCCCUGGGAGUAGAAAGAUCCACACGUCCAGUAUCCAUACUUGCUGUUAUGACUGUGUUCAGUGUUCAGAAGGAGAAUUCUCAAAUGUAUCUGAUAGUGAGAACUGCAAGAAAUGCCCGGACAAUGAAUGGCCCAAUAAUAGGAAAGAUCAAUGUAUCCCUAAGCAGGUAGAUUUUCUAUCCAUCAGCAAAGAUUUGAUCGCUAUGGUUCUUACAGUAAUUACAAUACUUUUAUGUAUUUUAGCUGCAAUUGUUUUAGGAAUAUUUAUAUCACAUCAAGACACCCCUAUUGUUAGAGCCAAUAACAAGAACCUCAGCUUCAUCCUCCUGGCCACCAUCAUACUGAGCUUCCUCUGUGUGUUCCUGUUCCUUGGUCGUCCUGUGGAUAUAACCUGCAUGUUACGUCAGGCCUCUUUUGGAGUCCUAUUUGCCAUAGCUGUGUCUUCUUUACUGGCCAAAACUAUAAUAGUUUGCAUAGCCUUCAAAGCAACAAAGCCAAGCAGCAAGUGGAAAAAGUGGAUUGGAGUCAAAUUGCCCAAUUUCACAGUGAUAUUGUGCUCAUCUGUUCAAGUGAUGCUAUGUGUUAUUUGGCUGGUGGUUUCCACCCCAUUUCAGCAGUUCGAUAUGCAGUCUUUCCCUGAGAAGAUCAUCAUUCAGUGUAAUGUAGGUUCAGUCAUUGCCUUCUAUUCAGUAUUAAGUUACUUGGGGAUUCUGGCCGCUAUAAGUUUUAUUCUGGCUUUCAUGGUGAGGACAUUACCAGACAGUUUUAAUGAAGCCAAAUACAUCACCUUCAGCAUGCUGGUGUUCUGCAGUGUUUGGAUUGCAAUGAUCCCAGCCUAUCUGAGCACUAAGGGGAAGGACACAGUGGCUGUAGAGAUUUUUGCCAUAUUGGCUUCAAGUGCUGGACUUUUAGGAUGUAUAUUUUCCCCAAAAUGUUACAUUAUAUUAUUGAGACCUGACUUAAAUUCAAAAACACAUUUGCUACAUCUAAAUAGAUGCAUUCCCACUUAGCUAAAAUAGCAGUGUAAAUGUUCUCAUUAGUCAAAUUAGUGUUUAGUAAUAAUUUAGCCAUUUUAAAACCAAUAACAUUUUAUAUGAUCAGAACUAUUUGGUUCUUAGCUCCUUCAAGCAACUUUUUUUUUUUAAAUGUAUUUUCUUUUUUUUUUCUAUGAACUUUAAUUUAAAAUCAUUAAGAAUGAAUGAUUAAAUAAUCUAAAUAUUGGAAAAUGGCAACACAUUUGACUAUAAUAAUUUCUAUGUAGCCAACACAACUGCAGAAAAAUGUCACCAAAUUGUUUAACUUCAUGUUUAUGUUUUGUGAUUAUGAUUUCAGUCUAUUUUUGCAGUUCAUAGUCAUAUAUUAUAUGGAGCACAUUA